AUGAGGGAUGGAGCAUUGAGACUUGCAGUACCAACACCAGAAUACGCAAAAAUGGUCCAUCAGGCAGAGCAAGAAACAGCAUUCGAGGAGUCGAUGUGCGGAGCGAUGUCUUACAGCCAACGUCACGCGCGUAUCGAAGCUCUUGUCGAGUUCGCUGUGUGGAAGCACAUCUGGAGGAAUCAUCCAUACGAAUCAUCCGAACGUGCUCCCGUGCUUACAAGAAGCCGGAUGCAUAACAAUCAUCCGAUAGAUUGCACUGCACAAACUCCUCAACCUCUGCCAUCCACAACACCACCCAGAAUGGGGGAGUUCCGUCACGGUGGUAGUGAACGGUCCCGGAACCAUUCCUCAAAUGCAGCGUCAAAAUUGUUUCCAACUUCUCAUCCACAAGUACGACAGCACCAUUUCCAUGCCGAACGGCAUCAUGGACUUCCAAUACCAACCCAAGUUUCCACCUUUCCACGAUCCCGCGUAGAGUAUCCACGAGUACACAACACACCUGGUUUCCAUCCUUCCACUCAACACCAAGAACCGUUUCCCAUCCAAACCAACUUGCCUCCGAUUGGCACUGGUCGACCAUCCUCAUUUAAUGAAGACCAUCAAUCGGUUCCAGCUACGAGUGCCGUUUCAACCCCUUCUCGGCCAUUACAGCUAUCUAACACAUUCGCCGAUCCAUUUGCUAAGGAAUUGGACCCAUAUUUGAAGCGCAACGAAAGCCAGCAAAAAGCAGCAAGAGGAGCCUCCGGCCCUGGAAUGAAUGCGCCACCACAACGAUGGACCUCAACUCCAAUGCCACGCCGAGAUUUUCCGCCUUCUCAAAGACGUUCUAGGGAAUUGGCACAACACGGCGUACCUAAUCGUUCUGGGUCGUCGACCAGGAGAGGAAGCGUCUCAUCUCGCCGAAUCUCUCAAGGGGAGCCGCAAGACGGUAGGAAUAUGCUAGCAGACAAUGCAUCUCCACGGGGAAUUCUCAAAAAACGACGAGACUCUUCUCCAAGAAAGGCAGCUGUAGCUGCUCGUGCUGCCAUGGCUCAUUCUACUCGGACGGAGGUGGAAAUAAAGUAUGACGAAGUCAGCCCGAAGACAACGACACGCAGUUGGGCCCAGGUGGCUUCAGAUCAUAUCAAAGAAGAACCACCAGAGGACAGCGCUGCCCUUCAAGAAGUGCCUAAGGAAGCCUUGAUCCCGAUUGAAGAAGAUAAAAAGGAGCCAAGCAGCUUCCAAACUUGGGCCCAGAUCGCUGCGUCAGAAUGGAUGGAGAACAAAUCAAAGCAGGAAAAGUUGAGAAAUGAAAGCUUUGGUAAAUCGCAUUGCAAGUUCGGGCAGCUGAAACUCACAGCAAAGGAUCAGAGUGUGAAGGUAGAAGGGAAGGAGGAAUCGAAAGAAGAAGUCUGCCACUGGGCACCUGCAACACGAGUCAAGCAGAAGUGCGUGCAAUUUGAGAAGGCUCCCCGGAAGCAUCGUCGAGCGCGUGGUCGUGGAAUGCUUUUUCGCACUAGAUUGGUUCAAUGA
Molecule: messenger RNA, 1512 nt
Organism: Hyaloscypha bicolor E
Lineage: Eukaryota; Fungi; Ascomycota; Leotiomycetes; Helotiales; Hyaloscyphaceae
Exons: 3
Coding region: 1-1512 (503 amino acids)
Source: RefSeq, a predicted model, not a curated record